This is a messenger RNA of Geodia barretti, 1080 nucleotides long. Lineage: Eukaryota; Metazoa; Porifera; Demospongiae; Tetractinellida; Geodiidae. The record is from the annotation of a GenBank genome assembly.
AUGCCGGAUAUUUUCGAUAAACUGCAGCCUAUCGUCCAGCGAUAUCAGGAAAUAGAAACGUUGAUGGCGCAACCGGACGUUGCGGCCGACUACUCCCGGCUACAGGAACUCAACCGGGAACGAUCCUCCAUGGAGGAUUUUGUUGGGAUUGACGCCCAACACCGCAAGCUGGGUGACGAACAAUCCGACCUGCGCGCGCUGGUGCACGAAGGCGGCGACGCCGAUUUUCUGGCAAUGGCGCAGUCUGAACUCGCCGAAGUCGAAAGCAGUCUGGCUGCCUUAUCGGAGCAACUUAAGCUCGCGCUGCUGCCCCGCGACCCCAACGACGAUCGCGACGUCAUUGUGGAGAUUCACUCGGCAGCCGGCGGCCAGGAAGCGUCCCUCUUCGCCGGCGACCUGUAUCGCAUGUACCAGCGCUACGCUCAAGUGCUGGGUUGGGCCGUGGAGAUUCUAGACUCAAACCCGUCCGACCUCGGUGGCUUCAACCGAAUUGCCUUCUCGGUAGACGGCCAACACGCUUACAGCCAGCUCAAGUUCGAGGCCGGCGUCCACCGGGUGCAACGGGUACCCGAAACGGAAACCCAGGGUCGCAUCCACACUUCAACGGUAACCGUCGCCGUGCUUCCACAGGCGGAUGAAGUUGAAGUUGACAUCAAAGACGACGACCUGCGUAUUGACAUCUAUCACGCCGGAGGCCACGGCGGUCAAAACGUCAACAAAGUCGCCACCGCCGUUCGGAUCGUGCACGAACCCUCGGGCUUGGUGGUGGUAUGUCAGGAUGAGCGUUCCCAAUACAAGAACAAAUCCAAGGCAAUGACAAUCUUGCGGAGCCGACUUUUCGCCGCGGAACAGAACCGCCAGCAAGUGGCAAUCUCCACCAGCCGCAAAGCCCAGAUUGGCAGCGGCGACCGCAGCGAAAAAAUGCGCACCUACAACUACCCGCAGGAUCGUAUUACCGACCACCGCAUCGGAAGUUCCGUCCACGGUAUACAACGCGUUAUGGACGGGGGCCUCGGCCAUCUCAUUGACCAGCUGAUCACCAACGACCAGGCUCUCCGCCUGGAAGCGGUAACCGCCUAA